Messenger RNA from Gadus morhua (Atlantic cod), 4823 nucleotides. RefSeq names its product zDHHC palmitoyltransferase 14 (gene zdhhc14). Gene Ontology annotation, molecular function: protein-cysteine S-palmitoyltransferase activity. The transcript has 9 exons. Gene Ontology annotation, biological process: peptidyl-L-cysteine S-palmitoylation; protein targeting to membrane. Gene Ontology annotation, cellular component: endoplasmic reticulum; Golgi apparatus. The record is from RefSeq and is a predicted model, not a curated record. Lineage: Eukaryota; Metazoa; Chordata; Actinopteri; Gadiformes; Gadidae. Bases 791 to 2365 code for a protein of 524 amino acids.
GAUUAUCCCAUCACAUCUUUCCUGUACUGGUGCACACCCCUAAAACGCUUUCGCCAUCAACACGCGAACGAUAAAUGUGUCUGCUUCUCUGGUUUGAUGAGGCGUUAUCAUGUGGGCCUACAUUGGAUUCAAUUAGCAUGGAGGCGUGUGUUACGAAACGCUCCCCCAGAACGCAAGCGAAUGAAAGGGGCUUGUGGAUGUGGAGGAUGAGCAUGCCACUCACACUCGUAUCCUCUCGUGGAACACAAAGCACGUAACCUCGCGCGCUGCUGUUGCAGUAGCGAAUGGGAAUGGGACGCUCGCGCUGCAUUCUCCGCCGACAUCUGCUUUGUUGACUGAAUUGUCUCGGCUCACGCCUCGUUCUGCGCGUCUGAUGAACUGUCUCGUGUGUCGGUGCCUGCGGCGGGCUUGACGCUCCGGAUAACAAAAACGUUAGGAGGCUGAAGGACGAUCUUCGGUCGUCGGGUUCUCAUUCUGGCUCCGGUGGUUCACCGGUCUUUUGUUUUUUUGUGAAGAGCGCACGUCUUACGAAGACCACAAGUUAAGACCACAACAAAGUCGCUGAACCCAAAUAAAAUGGAAGGAUAUUCUAAGCAGACCUAUAUCUUAGGCUAUCGACCAAUUCCUGACGGAACCACCACCGAUGAACGUUGACAUGGGAAUAACCGCCGUCCGAUCAAAUUUGAGUUUAAACAAACGGAUACAAAAGAAACGGGGUGGGAAAAUUUAAUUCGUUUUUUUAUGUUAAUUUGCUUUAAUUGCGCGGAACGGAUAUCAGGAACGACAACAUAUGUCGCCGAUGCAUCUCGCGGUGGAGCAGGAGCCCGUGCGGGAAUGCCAGUACAAUCAGAUAUGCACGCGCAACUCGUCGCCCGCGGAGGGUUCGCUCGCGAGGAAGGGGGGUCACCGCAGGAAGUGGCAGGUCUUUCAGGGCAGGAAUAAAUUCUACUGUAACGGCAGGAUCAUGAUGGCGAGGCAAUCCGGCGUGUUUUACCUAACGCUGGUGCUCAUCCUGAUGACCAGCGGACUUUUCUUCACGUUCGACUGUCCCUUCCUGGCGUCGAACCUCAGCCCGGCGGUCCCAGCGGUGGGGGGGCUGCUGUUCUUCUUCGUGAUGGGCAUGCUGCUCCGGGCCAGCUUCAGCGACCCGGGGGUCCUGCCCCGCGCGACCCCCGACGAGGCCGCCGACCUGGAGCGACAGAUCGACACCAGCUGUCCCAGCGGGCCGGGCUACCGGACGCCCCCCAGGACCCGAGAGGUCCAGAUCAACGGCCAGACGGUCAAGCUCAAGUACUGCUUCACCUGCAAGAUCUUCAGACCGCCCCGAACCUCCCACUGCAGCCUCUGUGACAACUGUGUGGAGCGUUUCGACCACCACUGUCCCUGGGUGGGGAACUGUGUGGGGAGGAGGAAUUACCGCUACUUCUACCUCUUCAUCGUCUCCCUCUCCUGCCUCACCCUCUUCAUCUUCUCCUUCGUCGUCACCCAUGUCAUCCUCAGAUCCAAUAGGACAGGAUUUCUCAGUGCACUCAAAGACAGUCCAGCCAGUGUCCUGGAGGUGGUGGUGUGUUUCUUCUCUGUCUGGUCCAUCGUGGGUCUGUCCGGGUUCCACACGUACCUCAUCAGCUCCAACCAGACCACCAAUGAGGAUAUUAAGGGUGCCUGGUCCACUAAGAGGGGCAAGGACAACUACAACCCCUACAGCUACGGCAGCAUCCUGACCAACUGCUGCGCUGCCCUCUGUGGCCCACUACCACCCAGUCUGAUUGACAGGAGAGGUCUCAUACAGUCAGAUGACCCCCAGCCACUGUCUCAUUCCAACGGCACCAGUUUGUACACGCCCACUCCACUCUACAGUCACAUGUGUGACCAGGACCAGUGCAUCCAAAGCACCAAGUUCGUCCUGCAGGCUGCCACCACCCCGCUGCUCCACGCCGACCCUGUGGUCCUGGCCCCCCUGUCGGGCAAGACCUCCCUGGGCGGGGGUCCCUGCCUGUCCUACCUGUCCCCCAGCCAGCCCCCGCUGCCCCCCUCCUCCAGCGCCACCACCCCCAGCCUGGGCUGCACGGGGGACAUGCUGCUGCUGAAAGAGGCCGAGGCACGCUGCCGCCACCACCACCACCACCACCUCCAUCACUUCAUGGGGCACGAGGACCCGCCCCCGCCCCCCCAGUCCCCGCCAUCGGCUCCUCCCCCACCCCCAUCAUCCCCGCCCCCGCCCCCGCCCCCUCCUCCUCCACCAUGCCCCGCCCACGGCCACGCCCACCACCACCCUGGCGGUCCGUCCCAGGUGUACGACCUGGCCCGCCAGGACUCUCUGCACGACAGCUCAGUCCGCGGGCUGGUCAAGCUCAGUACCGUGUGACAUCACACACACACACACACACACACACACACACAGGGGGUCACCCUGUGCGUGUGUCCCAUGACCUUUAAGGACUGUGGAUCUGCUCUGGGUGAGACGGUUUACUCGGGUAUUGCAGUCGUGUCUGGUCGUUUAUAUCAUUAAUGCCCUGUCUAAAAUACACCCUGUGUAUUUUACACAAGAUUAGCCAUUAAACCAUCACAAUCAUUACUUAAACAAACAAUAAUUCAAUGAGUAAAGGGGAACUUACAGUGAAGGGAAUUCAAAAGACACUCGGCAAACACCUUCACACACUCAGUUGUGGUGAGGAUGUGGUGAGAACAAAGGGGGGAAGGCCUAACUAGGCCUCUAUUUAUAGUGGGAGGAGCUAUUGAUUACCCUGAAUCACCACUCGAUGUCCCUUGUGGAGGGGAGGUGAAGCUGAAUAAACUUGCGGUUUCUAACACCCUGAGAGAACCCAUGGGAAGACACCUGUGAUGAGGCCAUGUAUAAUGCACUGAGGCCAUGUUCUGGGCACGUCACUAAAGUACUAGACACUAACCCUCUGUGGUCCGUUUGCUGGAGCUCUGGGAGAUCUUUGGGAGAAUUCCCGCGGGUUAGCAAGAAAGUAAUAGGCGACCAGUUUUGUAAUUCCGUUAACACCACUCUUUCUCAGGACCUAGACGACAUCUAGUAUUUUCUUUUAUUUUACCUCACUGCACUAUAGAACUCACACACACACAGUUUUUCUUUGGUUCAUUGUUAACCACAGACAAAUCCAGUGCUAAAACGAUAAUCAUAGUCCAAAGCAAUGCCCCCAUCUCCCAGCUCUCACUGGUGAGCGUGCAGGUAUGCUGAUAUGUGACCCAUGGGUUCUGCUAUAGUCCUGACUGAGGUCGCAUUGUGUGAGGAACAACGGUUACCCGUCAACUGUGAAUUCCUCCAGUCACACGGCGCCAUGACAACAAUGACAAACUGUUUAGAAGGAGCUCCUCGUUCCCUCGACCGAGCUCGAGCGUUUCUUGGAUCCGUAGAGCAAGGCACUAACACUGCCAGGGUUGAUUCCUCAGUCACUCUUGUGAAGUAUCCAGUCAUCGGUCAGAUGUGAUGUUGUGGUUCCAUUGUGUGUGGCUGUGGUCUACAACUGUUGCCAAUAGGAUGGCGUAUCUUGUCGCUAGUAGUUGUUUGUGUGAAAUUAUACAGAUGGUGUUCUAUCUCAGCAAGGGAUCUUAGCCAAUCGGCCGUGGCGUCUGAGGCUCACUGCCUCUCUGCGGAACAUAUCUGGAAGCUCAUUGGAGGACUGAUAUGUUUGAUUCUUUGCAUUUGUGUGCCAAGUAUCAACCCCUGACUGUAACAAAUUCACAAUUUUUAAUGUGACAACUAGGGAUUUAUUCUGGAAAUUACUUUUUGGGAUAUUAUUUGACAGAUUCCAAUAGCAUUACUUUUACCCCCAAUUAAAAUCAGAAGGCAAAGGAGCAUUUCCUUCUGAUAGGCCGAAAUUUUCACAAGAAAAGACCACUACAAAGGAACAUGGUUUCUCUUCUCUUGGAGUCCAAAACCCUCUGUCUAAACAUUAAUAUUUUUUUUAGAAAACAUUUUCCCAAACAAAAACAUGACUUUGAGUGUGACAGUAAGGGCUUAUUUUCUGGGGAUAAAAUGAAUUGUAUCUUUCCUGAAAGAUAUUUGGAUGAUUUAUUCAGUCCAGAUAUGAUGUCACAACAAGCUAUUAUCAACGUCAGAUGGUAAUAAAGACACAACCUUGCACAUUAGACUUGCAUAUUUUAUUGCACUUCAAUCGUAAAUGUAAGCUUUUGUUUUCACUGAACAUGGUUUCAAAUUGUUUUUUAUUGAAUAUGGUUUGAAAGAACCCGGCACACCGGACUGAACAUAAUUACACACAGGAAUUAUGGAUACUUCACACAUGGUUAAUGUAAUUACACAUGAAUAAUGCAGUUACACACAGGAUUAACAGUCAUGCUCGUUAGUAACUGGGUUUGAGCCAUACACUAUGGAUUACAAAGAAAACAUAUUUGUGUAUUCCUAUAAAGCUUUACAAACAGGUACCCUGCUGAAUGGCUUGUUUAUUGUAUUGGGAGUUACUUCAGAGUAUUCAGGUGGUAAGGUGACAAUUUUGGUUAAUCUACCGUCUUAACAAAUCUCAACAUUUUCUCAAAAUAGAUAUGCCAUAUACACAAAACAGUUGGGGUAAAAAAAUAUAUAUUAUCGGAGAGAUAUUUUAAUAGAUAAUCAAAUUUAUCUAUUAAAGAUUUUUAUAUUUUUCCAGUGAUUAAUCCAGAGUAUAUCGUAUAUUAUUUUGUUUCUUUGGAAUACCAACAACAGCCCAUUCACUUUCCUUUUGAUUAAUAUUUUGGGUCAUCAUAUUAAACCUCUGGUCCACUACAACUCACCCAGGUUUAUUUAAACACACACACACACACACACACACACACACACACACACACACACACACACACACACA